CCAACUGUGCCACCAGUGAACCGGUCUCUGGCGAUGAUGCGGGACUGCAAUCUUGCAUGGGAGCAAUUGAGAAAACUGCGCAGAUAUGUAGGUCCCGCCAUCGCAUCAGAACGAUCAAUGAGGACACAGCAGAAACGUCUUCUGAAAGACUACCUUGAGGGAGAACUCGUAGAGCUCAUGUUCCCAAGUGCCAAGUCUGAUGGGUCUCAUGGGUUUGAGGGUAGAAUGGUGCCAUAUGUCACUGUGAACAACCUCAGCAUGAUGGUGCUGGAUUAUCUGGACGGACUUGAGGAGUGCAAUUCCCUGACCUGGCAUAGUGGUGUCAUCCCACCAAACGAAAUUUGGGUCAAAAUUGGAGGUGACAAAGGUGGCUCUUCGUUUAAGAUGGCUUAUCAAAUAGUUAACGUGAACCAUCCAAACAGCCUCCAAAACACGGUGGUAUUCGCGUGCUUUGAAGGGAGCGACACAUCUCAAAAUUUGAAGAGAACACUUCCCAAAAUCAUAAGCCAGAUCACCACGCUUUCUAAACAACAAUGGAGGUGAGCAAAAAUUUAAAAAGGAAAACGUAUAUGUUACUUAAUCUUAAACAUAAACAAAUUAAAAUUACCACGUU
This is a messenger RNA of Patiria miniata (bat star), 613 nucleotides long. RefSeq lists its product as uncharacterized. The record is from RefSeq and is a predicted model, not a curated record. The coding region runs from base 34 to 543 and encodes 169 amino acids. Lineage: Eukaryota; Metazoa; Echinodermata; Asteroidea; Valvatida; Asterinidae. The transcript is spliced from 3 exons.